Molecule: messenger RNA, 1461 nt
Organism: Ilyonectria robusta
Lineage: Eukaryota; Fungi; Ascomycota; Sordariomycetes; Hypocreales; Nectriaceae
Product: luciferase-like domain-containing protein
Exons: 4
Coding region: 1-1461 (486 amino acids)
Molecular function (GO): oxidoreductase activity, acting on paired donors, with incorporation or reduction of molecular oxygen; monooxygenase activity
Source: RefSeq, a predicted model, not a curated record
AUGACCAGUCCAGAAAUCUCAGGGCUUGAAAAGCCGCCCAAGAAGCAAAUUCUGCUUAAUGCCUUUGACAUGUCAACAGUUGGCCACCUCUCGGCCGGGCAUUGGAAAAACCCGGCCGAUAGAUCGGCAACAAAGCGCAAGCUGCCAUACUGGGUCGAGUUGGCAAAACUUCUCGAAAGAGGCGGAAUCAGUGGCCUGUUCCUUGCCGAUACAAAUGGAGGAUUCGAUACCUAUGGCGGAAGCGUGGAGGAGAGCAUCAGAAGGGCUGUUCAGUGGCCAGUUACCGACCCAGCUAUACCCAUCACAGCCAUGGCGGCGGUGACUAAGAACCUCACAUUCGGUAUCACGGCGUCUACGUCUUUUGAGUCUCCUUUUGUUCUAGCAAAGCGACUUUCGACCCUGGAUCACAUGACAGAUGGGCGUGUUGGCUGGAAUAUUGUCACAUCGUGGAAGAAGUCUGCAUUCAACGCCAUUGGCAUGGACCCUAUUGAGCAUGAUCAGCGAUAUGCGCAGGCUGACGAGUAUAUGAGAAUAUUGUACAAACUAUGGGAAGGUUCAUGGGCUGAUGACGCGCUGCAGCCUGAUUCAACUGCAGACACAUAUAUCGAUCCAUCUAAAGUGCGCCAUAUCAAUCACCAGGGAAAGUAUUACAAACUUUCCACCCGCCACAUUGUAGAUCCUUCCCCCCAGCGAACCCCGUUCUUGUUCCAGGCGGGCUCGUCAGCUGAAGGUAUCGAUUUCGCAGCCACACACGCAGAGGGCAUUUUCGUCUCGUCACCUUCACCUGAGUUAUUACGCGUUCAGAUUGAGAAGAAUCGUAAAAUUGCGGCCGAAAAAGGGCGCGACCCACGCUCCUUGAAGUUCUACCUCUCCUUUACACCCAUUCUGGGCGUAACGGACGAGGAAGCCCAGGCCAAGUUUCAGGAGCUCAAGAAGAACGCGAGCCCCAUUGGCGGCUUGGUCCUUUUCAGCGGAUGGACUCGCAUCGACACGGCUAAACUCCCCCUCGAUGAGGAUAUCAUCAAGGUUGACUCGGACGAGGCCAGGAAGCUGUGCAACAUUUUCAAGCCCACAGUCGAGACGCCUAUAUGGACGCCUCGUCUCAUCGGCGAAAAAGCUGCCAUGAGUGCCAUCUCCCCCUCUGCUGUAGGGUCUCCGACCACCGUGGCGGAUGUAAUGGAGAGGUGGAUCGAGAUCGCUGAUCUAGACGGAUUCAAUCUCGGAUACGUCACGUCGCCGGGUUCAUUUGAAGAUGUCGUGGAACUGCUUGUACCCGAGCUUCGGAGACGCGGCAUCUAUCCCAAGGUCAUUGAGUCCGGGUUGACGGCACGGGAGCGCGUCUAUGGAAAGGGUCAAUCUCGAUUGAGGGAUGACCAUGCCGGCAGCAAGUAUAAGUAUGAGGUAUACCAGGAGGAUGAGCCAUACUUUGAAGGCGGUCGGUCAGGAGAAUUGGACGAAUAG